Messenger RNA from Hirsutella rhossiliensis, 918 nucleotides. RefSeq names its product tRNA (Uracil-5-)-methyltransferase domain-containing protein. Lineage: Eukaryota; Fungi; Ascomycota; Sordariomycetes; Hypocreales; Ophiocordycipitaceae. The record is from RefSeq and is a predicted model, not a curated record. The coding region runs from base 1 to 918 and encodes 305 amino acids. Gene Ontology annotation, biological process: RNA processing. The transcript has a single exon.
AUGCACAAGGGCCGCCGCACCGUCAUCGACAUCGAGGACUGCCCCAUCGGCACAGACGCCGUCCGCCUCGGCAUGACGCGCGAGCGCCAGAGGAUGCAGCGCGAAUUUGGCUCCUACCAACGAGGCGCCACCAUCCUGCUGCGCGAGAACACCCGCCGCUACCCCUCCGACGCCUCCGAGGCGGCCCCCGGCCCGGACGACCUGCCGCCGCACACGGUCCGGUCCGAGGGCGACGGCUUUGUCGACGUCAAGUCGUGCGAGACCGACUCCAAGGCCACCACGACCGAGUACAUCGGAGACGCCGUCUUCACCAACCCCGCCGGCUCCUUUUUCCAGAACAACAACUCCAUCCUCCCCGUCUUCACCGCCUAUGUCAAGGACCGCAUCCUGCCGCCCGCCCGGCCCGGCGAGCCCGCCAUCGGCUACCUCAUCGACGCCUACUCAGGCUCCGGCCUCUUCACCGUCGCCCUCGCCUCCGUCUUCCGCCACUCCACCGGCAUCGACGUCUCCGCCGACUCCAUCGCCUCGGCCCGCCGCAACGCUGCCCUCAACGGCCUCGGCGACGACCGCUGCCGCUUCAUCGCCGCCGACGCCCGCCAGCUGUUCGGCGCCGUCUCCUAUCCGCCCGACGAGACUGUCGUCGUCCUCGACCCGCCGCGCAAGGGCUGUGACGCAGACUUCCUCGCCCAGCUCAGCGCCUUUGGCCCGAAGCGCGUCCUCUAUGUCAGCUGCAACGUCCACACCCAGGCCCGCGACGUCGGCGUCCUUGUCAGGGGCGACGGCGGCGGCGCAACCUACCGCCUCGAGAGCCUCGUCGGCUUCGACUUCUUCCCCCAGACGGGCCAUGUCGAGGGAGUCGCCAUCCUCAACAGGCACGACGGCCAGCAAGAUGGCGCCGGGGAACAGAAAGAGUCAUGA